UGACUCGAGUUGUUUGGCAGUGAAGUGAGGUUAGGUUGAGGUGUGAUUCUCAGAGCAUUUUUCCGACUGUUUCUCGUAUUUUCAGUGAUAUUUUCCAGGUAAAAGAGGGCAAAAUAUGAGUUCAAUAGGAACUGGGUAUGACUUGUCGGCGUCGCAGUUCUCUCCGGACGGGCGGGUCUUCCAGAUUGAGUAUGCGACGAAGUCUGUGGAGAACAGCGGCACCUCGAUCGGCUUGAGGGGUCGCAAUGGUGUUGUGCUGGCGGUGGAGAAGCUCAUCCCGAAUCACCUGUAUGAGGACGAUUGCGGCUCCCGGAUCCACAAUGUGGACGUGCACAUUGGUCUGGCUGUGUGCGGGAUGAUAGCCGAUGGGAAUCAUAUUGCCGACAUCGCCAGGCAGGAAGCCGCGAGCUACAAGCAGCAAUUCAACAGGCUGAUCCCGCUGGCAAUCCUGAACGAUCGGCUGUCCAGCUAUCUCCACGCGUACACCCUGUACAGCGCCGUGCGUCCUUUCGGGGUGUCUGUCAUCAUUUGUUCGUACACGAAGGAAUCCGGCCCGGAGAUGUACAUGAUCGAUCCGUCGGGCGUGUCUUCUGGAUACUUUGGCUGCGCCAUGGGAAAGGCCAAGCAGGCGGCCAAGACGGAGAUCGAGAAGAUCUCCCUGGGUGAUGUGCCGAUGGAGGAUCUCCUGAUGAAUGCCUCGAAGAUCAUCUAUCAACUCCACGACGACCUCAAAGAUAAGGAGUUCAAGCUGGAGCUGAGCUGGGUGACCGACCAGACGAAUGGACUCCACCAGACUGUGCCUCCUGCGCUGUACAAGAAGUGCAACGAUGCGGCCAAGACGGCCCUCAAGGAUGGUGGAUCCAGUGAUGAGGAUGAGCCCAAGUAGUUAUCCGCUGUAAUUCAAUAAAUCCUGCUUUUCUAUCUAAGA
Molecule: messenger RNA, 928 nt
Organism: Phlebotomus argentipes
Lineage: Eukaryota; Metazoa; Arthropoda; Insecta; Diptera; Psychodidae
Gene: Prosalpha7
Product: proteasome subunit alpha type-3
Exons: 3
Coding region: 116-886 (256 amino acids)
Biological process (GO): ubiquitin-dependent protein catabolic process
Cellular component (GO): proteasome core complex, alpha-subunit complex; synapse; nucleus
Source: RefSeq, a predicted model, not a curated record